AUGGCUUUGCACGGGGGCUUGUCGGCCAAAAGGAGUGUGUUCUUUGGGAACGUCUGCUCAAUGGGGCAGUUGGACAAGGGCAAGUUGACGAACAAAGAGCGCAAAUAUGUUGACAAGUCUGGGAAGAAACGAUUUGUUGGAGAUAAGAAGGCUUUGAAGGCCAGCCAGUACCGGCCUUGGUACUUUGCAUGGUGUAGUCAAUGA
Molecule: messenger RNA, 204 nt
Organism: Durusdinium trenchii
Lineage: Eukaryota; Dinophyceae; Suessiales; Symbiodiniaceae
Source: the annotation of a GenBank genome assembly